UCGAUUUAGUACCCACAAAGGCACCUAGAAGAAAAUGCAAAGGGGAAGAAGCCAUUUUCGUAUUUUCAGAAAAUAUCAAGGAGAUCUGAACCUUACCCAACGUUAUCAAGGCACCGCCUGUGCCCAUUAGUUUAAUAUGAAAAAAAUACCUCUACGUACUUCAAUUUGGCAUUCACGAUCUUGAAGACCUAAAGAAAACCCGGGGAAAAACCAGUGCCUUACUGGACUUAUUCGAGUGAUUUAAUUGGUAAAAUUUUGAGGAAAAUGAAGACCGAGAAAUCUCCGAAGAAGACCAAAGGGAAAGAGAGCAAGAUUGGAGAGAAAAUACUUCUGAUUUGCAAUUUUGGGGGACAAAUUGUUCAAAACAAGAAUGAUGGUAACACUCUGUAUGAGGGUGGAGAUGCUAGAGCGACAAUGGUUGCUCGUGAUACAAGUUUCACCGAGCUCCAAUCGAAAUUGGCCGAGAUUUCUAAGCUCAGGGCCGCAUCAUUUUCUAUUAAGUAUCAAGCCAUUGAUUCACAUGCUUUAAUAUCAGUCUAUGAUGACAAUGAUGUUGAAACCAUGCUCUAUCAGUUUGGUGAUAGCCGGUCAAUUCCAAUGUACAUCUCUAGGACUCAAGCCACAGAAGAUACUGUGAACACCAAUAGGGUUGAAGAGAGGUUGGUUGAUGAAGAUGGUGGUGGUGGAACCGGAGAUAUUGAAAAUCCACAAAGAUCUGCACAAGGAAUGCCUUGUACUGGGGAUAUUGAAAACCCUGAAAGCUCGACACCAAGAGUGUCUUGUUUUGGGGAUAUUGAGAAUCGGCAAACAUUGGCACCAGGAGUGUCUUGUAUCAGGGAAAUUGAAAAUGAAGGAGUGUCUUGUUCUGGGGAACUAGAAACCCCUGGGCUAGUUUUGCGAGAAGCAAUGCCCAAGAUGGCAAUCGGGAAGGAGUUCGAAGAUGUGCGUAGUUUCAGGAGAGCAUUGAUAUCUUUUGCUAUAGCUGAAAACUUCGUCAUAAAAUAUGCAACCAAUGAUCUCAAUCGCGUCACUGCGAAGUGUCAGGCAGAGGGGUGCACAUGGCGCAUCCAUGCAUCUCGUAUCUCAGGUUUUAAAAAAUUUAGGGUUAAAACUAUGAACCCGACUCACACAUGCAGGGGAUGGCUAAAUGGAGCUCAUCCUCAAGCUGGUAGCAAAUGGAUUGCGGAUAGGAUAAAGCAACGCCUUAAAGACAACCCCAAAUACAAGCCGAGAGAAAUAAUCGAUGACAUUCGCCGACAUUACGGUGUUCAAGUAACAUAUUUGCAGGCUUGGCAAGGGAAGGAGUUAGCAAUGGCUGAUAUUCGUGGGUCAUCAGAAGAAGCAUAUCGCAUGCUUCCUUCGUACUGUCAGAAGUUAAUCGAUACGAACCCGGGCACUGUGGCCAAUAUUAAAGUAGAUGAAGGAGAUAAUAGUUUUAAAAGAUUGUUUGUGGCUUUUCAUGCAACAAUAUCCGGGUUUUUACGAGGGUGCCGACCCCUAAUCACUCUUGACGAAUCAUUAUUGAAGACCAAGUACAGGGGGCACUUAUUGGCAGCAGUUGCUAUGGAUGCUGAUGGGGGUAUGUUCCCCAUGGCCUUCAGCGUGUCAGUGUCGGAUGAUAUUGAGAGUUGGGUAUGGUUCUUAACGCUUUUACGAGAGGUCUUGGUUCGUCCUGAAACACCCAAAUUGAUGUUUAUCUCGGAGAAACAAAAGGGGUUGCAAACAGCUUUGGAGACGGUUUUCCCCGAUGCUUUUCAUGCAUUCUCUAUGGGAAGCCUGGCUGAGAACUUCAACGACGACUUAAGGAAUUGCGAGUUGACGAGAUACUUUUGGCUGGUCGCUCGGGCUAAGACUUUGUCAGAGUUUGAAGCUCGAAUGGUGGAACUUGGGGCUGUUUCUGAGGCCGCGACAGCGUGGAUUGAGGGAAUUCCAGCGAAAUUUUGGGCUGCAGCAUACUGUGAAGGGAUGAGAUACAAUCAUUUGACGUCAAAGCUUUUGGAGUCCUUUAACAAAUGGUUAGAUGAUUCACGAGAUCUCCCAAUUAUUAAGUUUGUAGAGAGCUUACGUAUGAAGCUAAUGGAACACUUACAUGAACAACGAGAGCUCUCGAUGCAAUGGACUUCGAAGCUUGUUCCUAGUGCAGAUGAGAAGAUAAAGAGGAGAACGGUCAAAGCUCACCCGUUUAGAAUCUUUCGUUCCAAUGGAACCCAAUUCGAGAUUCUAUCAGAUAAGGUAGAUGAGGUCAAUUUGGAACGUCAAGAGUGCACGUGUCGAAGGUGGCAACUUAGUGGGUUGCCUUGUGCACACGCUAUAGCAGCUAUAAAUGCAAAAGGAGAUCCAAUUUCUGAUUACUGUUCUCCUCAUUUAUAUGUAGAGACAUAUCGUAACACAUUUAUGGAGACCAUACAUCCGGUACCCGAUAGAACUCCAAUGCCUGAGGUUCGAGAUUUCUUAGUAAACCCACCUCGUAUUCGAAGACCGAGUGGGAGACCCAAGAAGAAACGGGUUAAGACAGGAAACAACGAGGUUCGGCCUAUACAUUGCAGGAAAUGUGGGGGCCUAGGGCACAACAGACAAAGAUGCAAGCAGCCUGAAUAAGCACAUGGCAUUUGUGUUUUCUUCAAGCCUAUGUAAAUGAAUGAUCCUUUUAAACGAUAACAGAAAGCAAGGAAGUUUGCCUA
Molecule: messenger RNA, 2681 nt
Organism: Amborella trichopoda
Lineage: Eukaryota; Viridiplantae; Streptophyta; Magnoliopsida; Amborellales; Amborellaceae
Molecular function (GO): protein binding; zinc ion binding
Source: RefSeq, a predicted model, not a curated record